Wyeomyia smithii (pitcher-plant mosquito) is the source of this 1161-nucleotide messenger RNA. Its product is annotated as rutC family protein UK114-like. The record is from RefSeq and is a predicted model, not a curated record. Bases 362 to 781 code for a protein of 139 amino acids. The transcript is spliced from 4 exons. Gene Ontology annotation, molecular function: deaminase activity. NCBI's taxonomy places the organism in Eukaryota, Metazoa, Arthropoda, Insecta, Diptera, Culicidae. Gene Ontology annotation, cellular component: cytosol.
UUAUUUAGAUUGUCAUAAUUCUCUGCUAUACUCUUUUUUUCUGAAGUGGUAUUGAAAACAUUUAAAAACGUUUCGCUAAAAAUAAGUUGUUGUUUGGAAAAACGUGCUGUAUUGUUGUUUGAAAAAAGUGUUUUUUAUUUGUGUAUUAGAGUUCCUGCAGAUAUGAGAAUGGUUAUGGAUUUUUUGGCAUGUGUACUAUUUAAAACGUCAAGUCACAGUUCCCGGGUAACAGUGGACCGUAUUGCUGCGGUUUUUAAUGAAGCUGCUAAGGCAGAAGAUACACUAAUGAUUCAAUAAGAUCUUUAUAUGACGGAAGCCAACAGUUUCAUUCGAUAACUCGAGUUGUUCACAUCAAUCAUCGAUGGCGGAUAUGGCCUAUGUUCGGAAGAUAAUCUCAACGAAAAAAUGCCCGAAAGCGUUGGCACCGUAUAAUCAAGCUGUAAUCGCAGAGCAUACAGUUUACUGCUCCGGAGUUCUUGGUUUGGAACUGGAAACGUUGCAGCUAGUUGAGGGCGGAGCUGCUGCUCAAACCGCAAAGGCUUUGGCUCACUUGGCCACUCUGUUAGAAGAAUGCGGCUCCUGCAUUGCAAAUGUAGUUAAAACUACUGUCCUACUGGCAGAUAUGAACGAUUACGCCGCCGUGAAUGAUGAAUACAAAAGAGUUUUUUCCAGCAAUUUUCCGGCACGAACUUGCUAUGCUGUUAGCAAGCUCCCUCUUGGAGCGGCUGUUGAGAUUGAAGCUAUCGCAUUAACUGGAGAUGUAAUUCAGGUUUCAGCCUAAAUGUGAAGAGAUAUUCUACUCAAAAAGCAGUCAUAUGCCAAAUGUGACCUUGAAUGAAAUUACUGGACUAAGUUGCUACACCAAUAAUUUGAUCCAUCCUGCCGUUAAUUAUCAAAACACUAACACGUGCAAAGGCAUUUACAGAUUAGUAUUGUUCACUUUUUUCGUGAUGCAUAUGUUUUCAUGUAGCAUAUUCAAGAAACUUUGAUAAGUGGAUGAUGGUGAGGGAUUCGAUGAUGAAUUGCAACUGCUAUAAAAGUGUACGUAGUGCUUAUCUUUUGUAACAGCAACCGUGAAAAAGUGAAUGAAAAUGUUUUGAGGCUGAAAAUAUAUUAUGUAUAUUUCGAAAAUUAUAACACAAGUAGAAAAUUAGUGUGAGA